Scleropages formosus (Asian bonytongue) is the source of this 4136-nucleotide messenger RNA. It is a transcript of the gene btbd8, whose product is annotated as BTB domain containing 8. Lineage: Eukaryota; Metazoa; Chordata; Actinopteri; Osteoglossiformes; Osteoglossidae. The record is from RefSeq and is a predicted model, not a curated record. The coding region runs from base 323 to 3361 and encodes 1012 amino acids. The transcript has 7 exons.
UCCGCCAGUCAUCAAGGCAUGAGGCACAGGCACAGCACAUGCGGAUCUGCACCCCGCGUCUCAGGUUCCUCCACGCACAGCGAUGGGAGCACCUGGUCCUGAGGAACGGGGAGCCGAUACCAGCAGCACCUCUUGAUGAAAGAAAUAGCUGAAGACCCUGCCAGAAGCCCAGAAUCACUGGUCCAGCAGCUCAGGUGUGCGAGAUUCCCCAAAUUCCUUCCAGCUCCCACUUUGGGUCAUACAACGCUCCCAGGAAGUCUCAGAGACACAAACAUCAUUUCCUAGACUUUUGUCCUUCUUACCCCAACAAGUGCUGGGGAAGAUGAAAUCCGACGGGCUGGGUGGGCCCGGACAAACAGCUGUCUCAGGGAGGGUGAUCUGCAACAAGCCUGAGGACAGCGAAGCCCUCAAGGCCAAGAACUGCAAAGACAAGGCUAAGGUGUCAAAGUCCGGCGACAGCGCUGGGCCCACCAAAGCUAGGAUGGCUGCCAGACCAAAGCCUGAGCUCAACGGCACUCCCAAGGGAGAGGUCUUACGACGGGAAAACUCAGCAGCAAGCAGCAGCUCCAUAAGUGGGCUCCGGGAGCCGAACGGUACCAAGGAGAAGAAACCAAUCCCAGGUACUAGGCCCAAGGCCACGGGUGGUGCUACCACAGGCCAGCCAAAGUCCACAAAGACCAAGAGGAACAUGUCUGGGAAGGAGCCACUGCAGAGCGCUGAUGUGGCAGUGGCCACACCCCCUCUAAGUACCCCUACUUCUGGCAGCGUCUCACCUGAGAACAACUCAAGUAGCCCUCGCAGUGGAACGCCAGGUCAGGAAAGCCAUUCCGGUCACAGGCCAAAGACCACUGCAAAGGCAUCACCCAGGUCCCCCGUGACAAAGAUGCUGCAGAAGUCCGAUUCCACCAAGACGAACAGUACUGUGAGCAAGGCAAACGCAAAGGAGGCCGGCAGGUCCAAGCCCCCAGCAGCAAGCCGCACGGUCCAGGGGUCCCGAGCAGAGCUACGAGGGAGGAACACAUCCACCUCACAGGGAGAGAGCCUGGGGGUCAAGCCAGCUUCCACGGGGAAUAGCAAGAAGCCUGCAUCACCAAGGAAAGAGGAGGGCAGGGAGAGCCCUAAGAUGUCAGCUGGAGACCAGCUGAUCUCUGAAGUUUCUAAAAAGAAGCUGGCAAAGGCCACAGCUGCUGCUGCAGCCGAUGCUAAGACUAACGGGAGGUCUAGUAAAACUCACAAUCUGGCGGGAGGCAAAGGGUCCCCAAGGCAGAAAGGUGUCAACGAGUCGCCCACACCAAAGGGCUCUCCCAAAUCAAUGGCACAUGAGAAACACCCUCCUGCUGGGCCCAGGAAAGAUUUAGCAAAAGCCAAGGAGACUUCAACCCAGAAAGGUGCAGCCAGCAGAUGUGUGGGGCCCAACUCUCGCGGGCCCAUCACCGAGGAAUCACGGAAAGCAGCACUGGAGCAAGGUGAGAGAUCACCCUCCAUAACCACCUGCCAGAGCUCAGGUAACAGCCAGGGAACACCUCUCCAGACAGAUGUGACCAGAGAUCAGAGCAAGGUCCUUCCCACAAACCAUUCCAUGCACAUGGAUGCAGAUACAGCCACAGAAGGGAAGCUUGGGCCGCAGACUCCAGGUUACGUUCCCACAUCCUGCUGUCCAAAUGUACCCAAGGACAAAGAUGCAGUGAUGACUCCAGGCAGCGUAGAGGGAUCUGAGACCCCUCUGGAGGACUCCUGGAGUGGCCUACACCAUCAGGUCAGUCCUGAGUCAGAGUCUGCCAGUGCUGCCACCACCUCCUCGGAUGAUAUUAAGCCUCGCUCGGAAGACUACGACGCAGGCGGUUCUCAGGAUGACGAUGGGUCCAAUGACAGGGGCGUCUCCAAGUGUGGCACCAUGCUGUGCCACGACUUUCUGGGCCGCAGCAGCAGCGACACAAGCACGCCCGAAGAGCUGAAGAUGUAUGACGCGGGGCUACGAGCCGAGUUGCGACUGCGAGCCCGUGAGGCCGGAGACCCUUUCCAUGGCCACUCAACCAGCGAGGAAGAGGUGCCCCGCCACCGGCCACGGUCUUGGCUCCGCCACAAUGAUGCACCCGUUGAAGAGGAGGCAUGCGAGGAGGACACUACCGUCACCGUCAAAAACAUUCCAGACCACCAGCUGUUCUCGUCUGAUGAGGAGGAGGAGACAGAGGACGACCGCUCAGAAAUGGAGGUCCCAGAGGAGGCCCCGCUGCCCUCUGCUGAUCUCUCCCCUCGGCAAUUCCAAGGCAUCGUCAACCUGGCCUUUGAGGACAUCGGCGAGCAGGAGAACGAACCAGCAGGCUACCAGUCGGCCUCUAACUUCCGCCGCUCCGUGCUGCUUUCUGUCGAUGAAUGUGAGGAGCUAGGAUCUGAGGAAGGAGGGGCACAAACUCCUCCACACCACCCCAACAGCCUCGCCCCGCACUGUGAUGUGUUCGAUGGCACCAACCUUGACCGGGCCAAGACUGCUCAUGGCUCCUCCCACUCCACAGCAAAGCAGGGCCCAGAAAGCACAUUGCACAAGGACAAUGGUGUGGAGCAGGAGCACAAGCACUCCUUGUUCCUGACAGAAGUGCGGGAGACCCCGCAGGAGGAACGUGAUCCCACGGAGCCCAGUGACCUCCGGCCUCAGGAGAGGCCCUGCCAUCUUGACCUCCAGUGCAGCGAGCAGUAUGCAGACGCUCCUCCACGGCGGAUCCCUUCGGCAGGACUCUCGGACGGCAAGAAACAGGACUCACAUCCUGACUUGUGCGACCAGCAGUCAGCAGAGAGCAUCCUUUCCACCCAAGCCCCGCCUUCCCCAGCAGGGGACUUACAUGAUUGUGAGAGAUUGGAUCAAAGCUGCACGUAUGACCGCCGCCCAUCCAAAGCCCUCUCCCCCAUCUACGAGGCGGAUGUGGGGGAGGCCUUUGAGCAGAGCUUGGACGCGGACAGGUGCAAUGUGGGCCGGCCCCUGGAGCCGCAGGAAGAGGACGAGGAGGAGAAGGAGCAGGAGAAGGAGGCGGACGACGAUAACGAAGAUGAUGGGAGCAGCCAUUUUGCAGAGCGGGACUGGACGCUGCUCCGUCAGCUGCUCUCGGAGCAGGAGUCCAACCUGGGGAUCAUUAACUGCGUCCCUGAGGACCUGAACCUGGCGCAGUACCUGAUCAAGCAGACGUUGGCACUGUCGCGUGACUGCCUGACCCCGCCCCUGGAGCAGGAGACCUUCAAGAGGUGGGCGGAGCUCAUUUCCCCUCUGGAGGACUCCGGAACCAGCAUCACCGUGACCAGCUUCUCCCCAGAGGAUGCCGCCUCACCCCAGGGAGAGUGGACCAUCGUGGAGCUGGAAACUCACCACUGAGUCGGAACAGGAUGGGGAAGGGGUGGGGUUAGGGCUCUUGAGGCAGUGCCAUGGAGGCGGGGCCUUUGAGCUAGGGGUCCGGCUCCAGUUUGCCUUCUGAAGGACUUCAUUUGUAUCACAAUGGGACUGGGACUGGGACUGGAACUGGCCACAUGGGACAUUUCUUUCCUUUUGCUGGUUUUGUUUGCUUUUCCGACGAACCUUAGAUUCGGGCUUUUUUCGGCGAGCGGACACUCCUCAUUUCCCAGCGUUCUCCUUCCAAGCACAAAGCCUGACUCAUAGUGGACAUUCAAAGAACUCAUCUGCAUGUGCAUAAUUUCUGUAUGUUUGACUGUUUACUUGAUGUUGCUUCAGUUACAUAGGCAGGACAAGGCAUACCUCUCAAAUUACCGAUCAGUUUGCCGCCAGACACGGUAUCAAAUGAUUUAAACCUGUCAAUUUGCAUUUAUUGUAGCAUUUAAAGCAAAAUAAAAUGUGUGGUUAUGAAAGAACAAAAGGCCAACAAGGUUGUUGUAGCCUGUCGUAUAUCUUGCUCUGGGGCAAGAUUUCAGUAUCUGUAGGUGGUGCACAAAAGCAGUUACUGAAGGGAUGAGCCACGCACAAUGAGUGGCAUCAUAAGUUAAUGAAAAAAUCUGAAAUACCUGAUAUACCCUUUCUUGGUAAUAACGCAAUCUUGUCGCAAACUUCAGUCACUGCUUAAGCAGCAUGUGGUGUAUGAGGAAUGGAAAAAUGUCGUCAUAUGGAAAUUUUCAUCGCCGUAUUUGCAUUGUACAAG